Phytophthora infestans T30-4 is the source of this 2247-nucleotide messenger RNA. RefSeq lists its product as uncharacterized. NCBI's taxonomy places the organism in Eukaryota, Oomycota, Peronosporomycetes, Peronosporales, Peronosporaceae. The transcript is spliced from 2 exons. The record is from RefSeq and is a predicted model, not a curated record. The coding region runs from base 1 to 2247 and encodes 748 amino acids.
AUGAAGCGAAAGGAGUUGCUAUCCCUUUGCGAAGAGCUGAUCAAGUCAUUUGACCCUGCAAAGACCACCGUCGACGCCCAUGCGACAGAAGAACUUGGAGGAUUAUCAUCAACGAGCGAUCAACAGUUCCUCCAGCAGGUUCUGUACGGGUCUUAUCGUUAUCGAGAGUUAUUACGACCCAUGCUCUCGCUGUUUCUCGACUCUCAUUCCGGUCAAGUAAGUCGUACCGACUACACCAAGUUUCUCAUCAUGGGGUAUCUAGCCAUGUUUCGUCUCGAAGAGCUAGGUACCACUGCGUUUGCAGGUUUGGCUCUGGCACUGCAGCCUACAAGUAUGCACACGUUUCUAUCGUAUCUUUUUAAUCCAGAGGAACUUAAAGGAACGUUGCAUGACCAAUGGACUCGUGUGCUUGAUACCGACUUCGUUGAGACACAAAUUAUUGACAAAAUGCUGAGUUUUAAGCCAGAGAUCGACAAGCUCAAGAAGUUAACUGUACCUGUGGCGCCUAACAUUACUCAGCCGAAGCCUCGAAAAGCUGCUGAACCCAUCCGUAUUCCCCGCGAGGUCAAGGCAAACCCAGUGCCUGCAUCCUUAAAUAAGCUCUCACUAGCAGAGCUCCAGGCUCAACAGGAGGCUCGAAAGGAGCGAAUGAAGGCUCAAGUGGCGAGUAAAUACGACUCUGCCGACGAAUUUCAGUUCGCAACUGCAGCUCGCGGCAGCAACCUCGAGGCAGUACGGGAACAAAUAGAGCGCGAGCGAGACGCAGCUCUGCACUUCGACUUUAAGGCCAAACCUGUUCCUCAUACCAAUACAUCCGCAGCCGAAGUGAAGCUUACAGCGGCCGUUAUCUUGCGUGAAGAUGCCUUGUUUAAACGCAAGCAAGAGCAUGAAGCAGCUGUAAUCCGCGCGUACGAGUCGGAGCUGCGUGAUCCCCUCGAGUUCUACCGCUGGCAAGCCAAUAUGCAGCAGCAGGACGAAGAGAACUAUCGUCGUGAGGUGGAGACUCGUCGACUCGAGAUGGUUCAAGCGCAAUUUGACGCCAUGGAGGCUGCGCGCCAAGCCAAACUGGAGAAUCGAGAGGUGGCCAUCGAGAUGAAGACACAGGCGAAUACGCGAGCUGUCGAGCGUGAAAAAGAAGAGAACGAGUUGGUAGCAAAGUACCGACAUCUUACUGAAGACGUCAAGCGUGUACGUGACACUGCACCGCGAGAAGCCGAGGCGCAGGUUCGAGAAGAAAACGCACGACAACGUGAUGCCUUGCUGGAGUUCCUGGCUACUGAAAGAGACCGUAAAGCUCAGCAAGAUGCCAAGGAGCGAGCAGCACGCGAAGACUUGAUCCGUCAGAUUCGAGCUCUAGACAAAGUUCAUCGCGAACACGUCGCUGUGUUCGACCCCACGGAGACAGCGCAGCUUGGUCUGCUGGAAGAAAUGUCAUUGGCUGAGCUUCGUGAACGUCUUCGCGUACGUUCUGAAGACCAGAAGCGCUGGGAAGAAUCUCGACGCGACACUAUCCUGACUGACAAGCAGGAGAAGAGUGCAGAUCUGCUCGACAAGGCGACGAGUGCUGCACGUCGACGUCGAGCGACAGCAAGUGCAAAUGCUGCAGCUCGUAGCAAGAAGAAAGCUCUAGCUGCAGCACGAGAGAUGGAGGAGCAAGCAAUACGUCGGAAGAAUAAUUUCGAGCUGGCAGAGAAGCUUAAGCGGCAACGAGAUGAACGCACUCAGCAGACCGAGAAGCUUCGCUCGGAGUCCGAGGAGCUGACUACGCGACGAAGAUUCCUUGGUGCUGCGAAGAAUAUGCUGGAAGAGAACCACUUUGACCAGCUCAAGUGUGGCUUUGAGCGACAGGCCAAGAACCGACAGAACACACACCAAGUUGAGUCGAUCACCAUGGAGAACGUCCGUGCGCAGGAACAUCGUAUGAAUGCCGACUAUCGUGAACGUCAAAGACGCGCUAGACAAGACGAAGACAAGGAGAGAAAUAGCUUAUACGCACGAGCCAAGGAGGACGCCAGACGACGCAAUCGCGAAGAAGAUGAGACGCUGCGAGCUCUUGUACGUCAUGAACAACAACGCUUCGCUCACGCUCGAGGCACUUUACAAGCUCGGAACAUGUACGCCACUAACCAGACUCAAAACAUGACAACACAAGCUCGACUCUUGUCAGCUACAAGAACAAAACUACAACCCAAGAUAUCCAUUAAGAAUCCUCGUCGAAACCAAGAGGAACAACCUCAAGUAACUUAG